AUGGAUGCCAAGAUUGCUGCUUCAGGCAAGUUUCUGCUGCCCCAAAACAUGCGGCAGUCGUUCCCUCGAGCCCUUGCUGACCUUCGUUCCCCAUGCUGCGUCUGCAAGGAGGAAAAGUCGAAGCGGGACGAGUGCAUGCUCUUCUCCAAGUCCGCCGACCCCGCCGCGGACUGCAGAUCCUUGGUCGACCAAUACAAGAGCUGCAUGAUUGGCUACGGAUUCAAGGUAUGA
Messenger RNA from Clonostachys solani, 231 nucleotides. NCBI's taxonomy places the organism in Eukaryota, Fungi, Ascomycota, Sordariomycetes, Hypocreales, Bionectriaceae. The record is from the annotation of a GenBank genome assembly.